AUGGGGAGAAUCAAGAGUCUCUGCUUCUUGGCCGUUGUGCUAGCAGCCCUAGGACCGAGCGUUGGCUCUGGCGAAGACUUGCAAUGUUCUCGAGAGCUUCCAGUUAAGAGCCGCAUCGACUGCCACCCGCAGCCUGGGGCUUCCCAGGAGAAAUGCGAAGCAAGGGGCUGCACUUGGUGUUCCACCGAUGUGCCAAAUGCCCCCUGGUGCUUCUUCCCAGAAGACAGUCCUUACGGCUAUUCUCUAGGUGGGAAUGCAGAAAAGACGGCUAAAGGCUGGAGGUGGGAUACAUCCCUGUCUGACCUGAUUUUUUCCAACCAGUAUCUACAGAUUACAACUACGGUGCCAUCCACCUCAGUGUAUGGGUUUGGUGAACACGAGCACCCGUCCUUCAAACACAGCAUGAACUUCGCUACCUACGGCAUGUUCAGCAGGGAUCAGGCACCAGCGCCAUUUGCCAAUCUUUAUGGAGUUCACCCUUUCUAUAUGUGCGUAGAGACAGACUCCAACGCCCAUGGUGUUCUCCUCCUGAACUCCAACGCACAAGAUGUAUCCCUGAGUCCAAAUCCAUCCUUAACUUUCCGCACUGUUGGAGGCGUCCUUGACUUCUACCUGUUCCUUGGACCAACUCCUGAAAACGUAAUUCAGCAAUACACUGAGGCUAUUGGACGCCCACACAUGCCUGCCUACUGGUCUCUGGGAUUUCAGCUGUCCCGAUGGGGUUAUGGAAGCAUUGAUGUUUUAAAGAAAACAGUUGAUCGCAUGCGCUACUACGAUAUCCCCUAUGAUGUCCAGCAUUCUGAUAUUGAUUACAUGGAACGUCGUCUGGACUUUACCUAUGAUAAAGUAAAUUAUGCCGGUCUGCCAGAAUACAUUCAACAGCUGAAGAAAGAAGGAAUGCACUAUGUCUUGAUUCUGGAACCACCUCCAUUCAAGGGAAAUUUCAUCCGAUAA
This is a messenger RNA of Rhea pennata, 954 nucleotides long. Its product is annotated as maltase-glucoamylase-like. Gene Ontology annotation, biological process: carbohydrate metabolic process. The transcript has 8 exons. The record is from RefSeq and is a predicted model, not a curated record. Gene Ontology annotation, molecular function: alpha-1,4-glucosidase activity; carbohydrate binding. The coding region runs from base 1 to 954 and encodes 317 amino acids. NCBI's taxonomy places the organism in Eukaryota, Metazoa, Chordata, Aves, Rheiformes, Rheidae.